AUGGAUUACCAGGGUUCUGCUCCCGCUCCCCGCACCUGCUACACCUGCGGUGUCGUUGGCCACCAGGCCCGCGAGUGCCCCCAGAAGGGUCCCGCUAAGUGCUACAACUGCGGCAACGAGGGCCACCUGAGCCGUGAGUGCCCUGACGGCCCCAAGGACAACAAGUCCUGCUACCGCUGCGGCCAGCCCGGCCACAUCAGCCGUGACUGCCCCCAGUCCGGUGGCUCCAUGGGUGGCGGCGGCGGCGGUGGCGGUGAGUGCUACAAGUGCGGUGAGCUCGGCCACAUGGCCCGCCAGUGCCCCAAGGCCGGCGGUGGUUUCGGCGGCGGCUACGGCGGCGGUGCUGGUGGCUACUCUGGUGGCGGCGGCUACGGUGCUCCCAAGACCUGCUACUCGUGCGGCGGCUUCGGUCACAUGUCUCGUGACUGCACCAACGGCUCCAAGUGCUACAACUGCGGCGAGAACGGCCACUUCUCUCGUGACUGCCCCAAGGGCGGUGAGGGUGGUGACAAGAUCUGCUACAAGUGCCAGCAGCCCGGCCACAUCCAGUCCCAGUGCCCUUCCGCUUAA
Molecule: messenger RNA, 570 nt
Organism: Verticillium nonalfalfae
Lineage: Eukaryota; Fungi; Ascomycota; Sordariomycetes; Glomerellales; Plectosphaerellaceae
Exons: 6
Coding region: 1-570 (189 amino acids)
Biological process (GO): positive regulation of cytoplasmic translation
Cellular component (GO): cytoplasm
Molecular function (GO): translation regulator activity; zinc ion binding; single-stranded RNA binding
Source: RefSeq, a predicted model, not a curated record